Molecule: messenger RNA, 643 nt
Organism: Parasteatoda tepidariorum (common house spider)
Lineage: Eukaryota; Metazoa; Arthropoda; Arachnida; Araneae; Theridiidae
Source: RefSeq, a predicted model, not a curated record
AUCUAUUAUCGAUAGAUAACAAAUACAAGCCAGCUGAGAUAAUCUUAUAAUAUUAUUUUGCGUUACGCUAAAUCUCAUAAGAAUAUCCUUCAUCACUGUCAAUGUUAUUUCAUAGAUCUCGAUUGAAAAAUAAAUCAACACGAUUCGGAAAUAGAAAAUUUAUGCUUAUUUUAUACAACAAAUUCGAGUUAAAAACUAUUUAUUACAAGAUUGCAGGAUAUAAAAGGCUUUAUUUAUUAGGAAAAGUGACGCCCAGAAAAGAGUUUUUUAGCUUUUCGCCAUCUAUGCUGCACACAUCAGACCUCAUUUACACGAUUUUUAGUUACGGGUAUUGAAAACAAGUGGCAACACAACAAUGUUUAACCAACAGGCAUGUUUUGUACUACUGUUCACUUUGAUAUUCAAAACAAUAGCUGAUGAUAACUAUAAAUUGCAGUUUGUUCAGAUGAUAUAUCGUCAUGGAGACCGUGCUCCGAAAAGGACUUAUCCAACUGAUCCAAAUCCAUUAGGAGUUUGGACAUUAGGCUUGGGAGCGUUAACUCAGAACGGUCGGAGGCAACAUUAUCAUCUGGGAAGACGCUUCAGGGAAAUUUAUAAAGACUUCUUCACAACCAAACCAACAGAGGUAAGCUUUGCUUAACUU